AUGGUUGGUGAGGAUAUUGAGUUCUUGUGUAGGACCAGCGGAACCAAUGCUCCAAGGUAUCCAUUCUGGAGGAACCCUAAUGGCAAGGUCAUCUCAUCGAAUCCCUCGAUUCGGGAUCACCGUGUUUACACCCAGCGUCUUUCAGACUACGAGACCAAAUUGAUCAUCCAUAACUUCACCAACGAUGACAUGGGCAUCUACCGCUGCAACGGAGGCCCUCUUACAACCACCUUCACCAUCGUCCUGGCAGAACGAUCAUGUGAUCCACCCUGUAUUAAUGGAGGAAUAUGUAACAAUGGAGUCUGUGACUGUGCUGAUGGAUUCAUUGGUGGACACUGUGAACUCACAGGAUGCUUCCCAAUGUGCAUCAAUGGAGGAGUCUGUCGGGAGGGGCUGUGUCUUUGCCCGGCGGGUUACGUUGGAGACCACUGCCAAGUCCUACUACCAGUCAGCAUUAACAUCGUCCCCAGUCAGGAUUCGGAUCCACGCCUAGGGGGUACAAUCAGUUACCUCUGCUCUGUGAAUGAUACCAACUUGGUAGAACCACCGGUCUGGAGGGACCUUGCAGGGGUGGACAUCUCAUACGACCUUGGCCGUAUCCGUGUAGAGAAUCCAUCCCUAGGUGAAACACGCCUGAUCAUUUACAACCUCCAGGAAACAGACACAGGCACCUACACUUGUGCAGCCGGCCCUAUAGAGGGCAGUGUCUAUGUUGCCGUUCAACCCUUAUCAGAGUGUCUUCCGGAAUGCAUCAAUGGAGGCCAGUGCGCAGGAGGAUACUGCAUCUGUCAGCAAGGAUACCAGGGAGCAUUCUGUGAAAUAGAAGAUACGUGCGAGCCAGGCUGCCUGAACGGAGGGACGUGCGACCGAGGACUGUGUAUAUGUCCUGCUGGAAUCGGCGGUGUGUUCUGUCAGCUCAGACUAGAACGUCAAUGUCGUGUUCCCUGUCAGAACAAUGCUCGUUGUAUGAAUGGAAUUUGUUUGUGUCAGCCAGGGUUUGAUGGUCUAGCCUGUCAGUUCAGAAAGCGUGAUUGUCCAGAGCUGUGCCAGCAUGGAGGGACAUGUAUCAAUGGAACAUGCUACUGUUUAGCUGGAUAUCUGGGAGAAUUCUGUGAGAUUAGACCUGUUGAAUGCAUCCCUAGCUGUAUCAAUGGAGGGUUCUGUAACAGUGGAGUGUGUAUCUGCCCAGAUGGUUACACAGGGCCGUCUUGUGAAGUAGCAGUUGGAUCCCAGCCCCAGAUCGUGGUCACCCCGUUCCAAGCCCAGGUCCUAGCCUUAGGAGAGGACACAACCAUAUCAUGUAAUGUGAGAAGCAGAGAUGUGGAUGAAUCACCUCGGUGGUUCACCCCCAACGGCACUCUCAUUAAUACUCUUGAAAAUGGGGGUACUGCUCACAAGCAUGUCAGAGUGAUUGACGAUCAGAACAUCGAGCUGGUGAUCAACGACUUCCAAGUACAGGACGUUGGAAAUUAUUCUUGUACAGCUGGGCCGCUGUCUAGAACCAUUGCCUUGAUGAUACUCCCUAUAUUGUGUAACUUCCCCUGCCUCAAUGGUGGACACUGCCAGAAUGGAGUGUGCGUGUGUGCCGAAGAUUUCUAUGGUGAAUUCUGUCAACUAUCAAAUUUCACUGAUACAUACAUACCUUGUGAACCUGCAUGUGAGAAUGGAGCCACGUGUGUCCAAGGACUGUGUCUCUGUCCUCUGGGAUACAGAGGAGAUACGUGUUCAGAAGAGAUGACCUGUGACCCCAUGUGUGAGAACAACGCUGUCUGUGUACUUGGGUAUUGCCGCUGUCCAGUUGGCUUUACUGGUAAUACCUGCAAUGAAGAUAUCAACGAGUGUGAAAUCAACCCUACUAUCUGCAAACAUGAGUGCUUCAACACCAUAGGAAGUUUCUACUGUUCUUGUGCUCCUGGUUAUCGGCUCAGGCCAGACAGGAAAUGUGUUGACAUUGAUGAAUGUGAAGGUGAACACGACUGUGAGCAGCGUUGUCUGAACACCAUAGGGUCGUACCUGUGUGCAUGUUUUGAGGGGUUCAUCUUAGAGGCUGAUGGCAACACUUGUGUUGGACCCUCAGGUUGUGUGUAUGAGAACCAUCUGUAUCCAUCGGGCACCACAUGGACGGUGGAUGGGUGCACAGAGUGCUCCUGUGAUCUGGGUGUCACCACCUGCACCGACUGCCCAACACCUAAAUUCCAGCAGUGCACGUAUCAGGGGAUCGAGUAUGUCCAUUCUACCAACUGGACAUCGCCAUUUGACCCCUGUGACCACUGCAACUGUACCGAUGGUCAAGUGAAAUGCAUGAGAGAAAUGUGUGACAUACAGUGCGACUACCCUGCUCCUCACCAAACAGAAUGCUGCCAUGAAUGCACAGAUUGUCUCUAUGAAGGCAACAUUAUCAGGAAUCAUCUAUAUUUCUCUCCUAUGAAUCAACAAUGCACAACUUGUAUUUGCCAGGAUGGUAAUGUAAGAUGCAGUAAUGUAAGCUGUCCUGAGAUUGACUGUUCCAGACCUAUUCAGGGUGAAUGCUGUCUUACAUGUGAAGAUAAUUGUGAGUUCCAGGGUGCAGAAUACCAAGAUGGUGAAACCUUUACAGCAGCAUCCUUGGACUGCAGCGUCUGUACAUGCAAAAAAGGUGUUGUGGAAUGUCGUCCAUUUGACUGCCCGCCUCUGAACUGCUCUCGUAAUGAGAGGGUUCAGCUCCCUGGUGAAUGCUGUCCCAAGUGUAUCAGUGCAGUUCCUGGCUGUGUGGAUAAGUAUGGUUUACUACAUCAGUACGAGACGACGUGGAAUGACCCAAGAGAUACCUGCUUAACAUGCACAUGUUUGAAUACUGGUGAGGUACAGUGUGCUAGAGAGCAGUGCGAGUUUAACUGUAACAACCCAGUCCAUGUUAGAGGCCAGUGUUGUCCAGAUUGCAAUGGAUGUUACUACAAUGGUCUCGGUUUCUCCUAUGGAGCCACGUUCAAGUCUGCCUUUGAUAAGUGUGAUUCUUGUAUCUGUCUUGGCGGAGACGUCAUCUGUGAGCCAACCAGCUGCAACGUCCAGUGUAGCGCCCCCUAUCAUCCGCCAGGAGAAUGCUGCCCUCUAUGUGAAGAUUGUUAUUUCUUGGGUCAGAUCAUCCCCGAUAGUGAAUACUUCAACCCAGCCCUUGAUUCAUGCAAGACAUGUCAUUGUGAUAAAGGAUCAGUACAGUGCACGGAGAGGGAGCAAUGUCCGAUGCUCAACUGCCCAGUAACUACCACGGUGGCUGGAGAAUGCUGCCCAUCUUGUGCCGAUGCUUUCUGCCGUAGUGAUGAUGGAAGUGAACACAGGAGUGGGGAGUCUUGGAUUUCAUCAUCUGAUCCAUGUCAAGAAUGCACCUGUUUGGAUACCAUCAUCAACUGUGUGCCCAUACCAUGCCUUGAAACCUCUAACUGCACACAUGGCGUCCAGAUAGAGGGAGUGUGCUGUCCAGAUUGCACCGUCUGUGAGUUUGAAGGCAAUCUCUAUAGGAACGGGUCCAGCUUUAGCCCCAAUGAUGACAACUGCAGAAGAUGUGAUUGCUUCAAUGGAAACGUGGUGUGCGAGGAAGAUAGCUGCCCUCCCAUCUACUGCAGUCAGACCCUUCAAGCGUUUGGGCAAUGCUGCCCUCAGUGUGCCGUCUGCACCGCUCAAGAUGGCACCAUCUACAGCCACGGUCAGACAUGGCAGGACGGAGAGGACCCAUGUACAACAUGCAGAUGUAUCGACACGGAGAUAGAAUGCAACACGCCCAUCUGUCCCAUUGGUGACUGUGUAGACCUGCAGUUUGAGUAUGGAGAAUGUUGUGCCUCGUGUCAAGGAUGUACAUAUGACAACACAAACUACACCAAUGGCCAAACAUUCAGUCCCGCUACCCAUGACUGUAUGGAGUGCGUCUGUCAGGAUGACCGUCUUAAUUGCCAGCCCAUUACUUGCCCGCUACCCAACUGCCCAGCAGAGUCUGUCGUCUUCAGGGAUGGGGCGUGUUGCCCUGACUGUGUCGAUUACGAGGUUUCAAGAAUGACCUGUCAGAUCGAUGACGUGAUCUUACAGAGUGGGUCAUCGCAUCAGCCUGAUGAGUGCUCUACGUGCCUAUGUAUGGCUGGUGAGUUAUUAUGCGAAGCUCAGGAGUGCAUGGACAUUGGCUGCCCACAGAUCAGGCAGGUCCGACCACCCGGCUCCUGCUGCCCCGUCUGUAAGAUCGAUGCCUGUGUGUUUGAUGGGAGACUGGUGUUGGACAAUGAGGUCUUUAUUCCCAUGGGGGAUGUCUGCACCAACUGCACCUGCGCUGAUGGUUCUGUGAGGUGUCAAUCCUUCUCUUGUCCAGAACCAGACUGCCCUGUCGAUGAUCAGAUUCAAGGAGAGGGUGAAUGCUGUAAACACUGUGCUGGCGCUCUCCAACUAAAUAAGCUGCCAUGUACAUUCCAGGGUGAGGCCAUUCCAUCUGGGGGGAGUUUCAUGAUAGGAUGCCAGGAGUGCAUCUGUGAGGGAGGAAACCCUCGGUGUGCAAGACGCGAGUGCCCUGUCCUAAACUGUCUUGGGGGAGAUGAGGUACAGAUGGCACCUGAUGGAUGUUGUGAAGAGUGUGUGCCAAAGAUGGGAUCAUGCAUAGUCUUUGGAGAUCCUCACUACCGAACGUUUGAUAAGGUAUUCCAUGACUUCCAAGGAACUUGCACCUACACACUCAGUAAAGACUGCAGCACUAAUCAGUUUGAGAUCAUAGUACAGAACAAUGGGAAGGAAACAUAUGCUGUAUCCUGGACAGAGCUGGUAUCAUUCAAGGUUCAUAAUGUGACCAUCGAUCUCUUACCAGACUUUGCUGUGAGACUGAACAAAGAAGAAAUCACUCUGCCGUACCUCAAUGAACCUGAAUUCAGUAUACAAAAAUUAGGUCUCAUGGUAGUGGUUCAUACAAACAUUGGUAUAUCUCUUUCAUGGGAUGGAUCUCAUUUUGCUGAGGUCGUAGCUGAUGGGAUAUGGGAAGGACUUCUCUGUGGAUUGUGUGGUGAUUACAAUGGUAACCCUGAUGAUGAAUUCAGGGCUUCUAAUGGAACACUGUGUGGCACUGCAUCUGAGUUUGGAAACACAUACUUGGUAGGCGAUUACGCUGAAUGUUCAUGUCAAGAGAGCGUAGAACAGACCCCUUGCGUCAGAAACGAUAACGCUGACAUGGAAUUCAUGGCUAGGGAAAAAUGCAGCAUACUCAAGGAAGAACCGUUUGCUGCUGCACAUGAAUUAGUCCCGCCUCUGCCUUUCUUUGAGGCUUGUAUGUAUGAUCUGUGUGCGUGCCCUGCACAGGAGCGCUGUCUCUGUGAUGUAUUAACAGCCUAUUCUCAUGAAGCCAGAAAGAAAGGUAUCAUGAUAGACUGGCAAAGAGACAACUAUUGUGCAAUUUCUUGUCCAGAAGGAGCCGUUUACAAUGAGUGUACGCCAUCCUGCGUACAGACUUGCUCAACAGUGAACACAAUAGAAGAUUCUUUAGAAUGUAAUCAACUUGAGAAUUGCAUACCAGGAUGUAAAUGCCCGGCAGGAAUGGUACUACACGAUUUCAGAUGUAUAAUGCCUGAAGACUGCCCUCUAUAGUCUGAAGAUCUACAUUCAAAGACUGUUUUAAAAAAAAAUAAUGGGCCUUCUUCAGCAUUUGAUGUGGAGUUCUCCUAAUGCACAUCUCAGUGUUAGUCCAUGACCUUUUUACCUUGUGGAGUGGGGCAGAAAAACAAUGUAAUAAUUUAGAACACUCUUAAAGAAAUCAUGAAACUUUCACGAUCAGUAUUUGAUAUGGAGUCAUUCUUUCACUAAUUGCUUUGUUUGUGCACAACUUUCUUUCUCUUGGUCGAGAGAGGGAAGUAGAGGUAACUAGAAGUAAUAUUUUACUUGUCCAGUAAAA
This is a messenger RNA of Strongylocentrotus purpuratus (purple sea urchin), 5890 nucleotides long. Its product is annotated as kielin/chordin-like protein. Bases 1 to 5586 code for a protein of 1861 amino acids. Gene Ontology annotation, molecular function: calcium ion binding; protein binding. The record is from RefSeq and is a predicted model, not a curated record. The transcript is spliced from 43 exons. Lineage: Eukaryota; Metazoa; Echinodermata; Echinoidea; Camarodonta; Strongylocentrotidae.